Molecule: messenger RNA, 201 nt
Organism: Gongylonema pulchrum
Lineage: Eukaryota; Metazoa; Nematoda; Chromadorea; Rhabditida; Gongylonematidae
Source: the annotation of a GenBank genome assembly
GUGUCAAUCGUGCAAUUUUCGUCAACAGCAACGCUGAAAAUGCCUUUCAAAAUCGGUCGAAAACGCGAUGAAGUCCUGGAAAAACUGGAUGAAAUUAAAUUCACUGGUUCAGAUACACGGAUUGCGCGUGCUGUUGAUCUAGCGCUUGCGGAGUUAACGCGUGCACGAAGACAUGACGCCAUUCAGGUAUAUUAUUAUUAG